CUGCUCCGUCUCUCUUCUCCAUCCAUCUCAGCUAUUCUUGAUACCCCCCCUUAUUUUCUUCUUCUAGCGCACGCAAUUCGCAAUCAUGGGCUACACAGAGGUUGACCAGAAGGCCAUCAACACCAUCCGCCUGCUUGCGGUUGAUGCGACCUUCAAGAGCAACUCGGGACAUCCCGGUGCUCCCAUGGGCAUGGCUCCCAUUGCCCACGUUCUCUGGGACAAGUUCAUGAAGUUCAACCCCAAGAACCCCAAGUGGCUGAACCGCGACCGAUUCGUCCUCUCCAACGGCCACGGCUGCAUGCUCCAGUAUGCGCUCCUCCACCUGUUCGGCUAUGCCCUGACCAUCGAUGACCUCAAGGCUUUCCGAACUGUUGACAGCAUCACUCCUGGCCACCCCGAGUCUCACGAUACCCCCGGUAUCGAGGUCACCACCGGCCCUCUGGGUCAGGGUAUCUGCAAUGCCGUCGGCUUGGCCAUGGCCCAGGCCCACACCGCCGCCGUCUUCAACAAGCCCGGCUUCACUCUCACUGACAACUACACCUACUGCUUCCUCGGCGAUGGCUGCUUGAUGGAGGGUGUUUCCGGCGAGGCCUGCUCCCUGGCUGGCCACCUCCAGCUGGGCAACCUCAUCGCCAUCUACGACGACAACCACAUUUCCAUUGACGGUGACACCAACGUCGCCUUCACUGAGGAUGUUGCCAAGCGCUACGAGGCUUACGGCUGGCACGUCGUCGUCGUCGAAAACGGCGACCACGACCUCCAGGCCAUGGAAGACGCCAUCAAGCAGUGCCAGGCUGUCAAGGACAAGCCCUCAAUCAUCAAGCUGCGAACCACCAUUGGUUUCGGCUCCCUCCAGGAGGGCACCCACGGUGUUCACGGCUCUCCCCUCAAGGCCGACGACAUCAAGCAGCUCAAGACCAAGUUCGGCUUCAACCCCGAGGAGACCUUUGUCGUCCCCAAGGAGGUCUCCGACCUGUACGCCAGACACUCUGCCGAGGGCGCUGCCCGCGAGGAGGAGUGGAACAAGCUGUUCGCCAAGUACGCCAAGGAGUACCCCUCAGAGGCUGCUGACCUUGAGCGCCGCCUGAAGGGCGAGCUGCCCCAGGACUGGGAGAAGCACCUGCCCGUCUACACCCCCGGCGACGCCGCCAUUGCCAGCCGAAAGCUGUCCGAGACUGUUCUCAGCAAGCUCGAGGGUAUCCUGCCCGAGCUUGUCGGUGGAUCUGCCGAUCUGACUGGCUCCAACCUUACCCGCUGGAAGGAGGCUGUUGACUUCCAGCCCAAGGCCACCGGCCUCGGUGACUACUCCGGACGAUACAUCCGCUACGGUGUCCGUGAGCACGGUAUGGGUGCCAUCAUGAACGGUCUGGCCGCCUACGGAACCAUCAUUCCCUACGGUGGUACUUUCCUCAACUUUGUCUCCUACGCUGCCGGUGCCGUCCGCCUGUCUGCCCUGUCUCGCAUCCGCGCCAUCUGGGUUGCCACCCACGACUCCAUCGGUCUGGGCGAGGACGGCCCUACUCACCAGCCUAUCGAGACUCUGGCUCACUUCCGUGCUCUGCCCAACUGCAUGGUCUGGCGCCCCGCUGACGGCAACGAGACCAGCGCCGCCUACUACAUUGCGCUGACCUCCAAGCACACCCCCAGCAUUAUUGCCCUCUCCCGACAGAACCUGCCCCAGCUCGAGGGCUCAGUCAUCGAGAAGUCCAUCAAGGGCGGUUACGUCCUGCAGGAGGUCGAGGGUGCCCAGGUCACCCUGGUCUCCACCGGUUCCGAGGUUGGCAUCGCAGUGGAUGCCGCCAAGCUGCUCCUGGAGAAGCACAACGUCAAGGCCCGAAUUGUCUCCAUGCCUUGCUUCGAGGUCUUUGACACCCAGUCCAAGGAGUACAGACUCUCUGUCCUGCCCGACGGCAUUCCCUCUCUGUCUAUUGAGGUCAUGAGCACCAUGGGCUGGGAGAGAUAUACUCACGAGCAGUUUGGUCUCAACCGAUUCGGUGCCUCUGGUGCCUACAAGGAUGUCUACAAGAAGUUCGAGUUCACCCCCGAGGGCAUCGCCAAGCGCGCUCUCCUUACCAUCGACUUCUGGAAGGACGUCCCCAACGUUCGAUCCCCCAUCAACCGUGCUUUCCAGCAGCUCAUCUAAAUUUAAACAUCUGAGGGAAAAGACCGUAAAUAAAGGGUUUGAUCUUGCAGAAUAUAAAAAAUGGUUACAUGAAAUAGGACACCAAAAAAAAAAAAAAAAAAAAACCCCUGAAAAGAAAUGAUGCUUGUUGUACAGCAAGCACAUGAUUUCACGUAGUGACGACUCUGGGCAUGGGAGUAUAGGAAAUGUUGAAGUUUUAUUUAUUUUCUUAUUCUUUAAUACAGUAAAAUAAAAACAAUAGAUGAAUAUUAAAAAAAAAAAGAAAAAGGAAAAUUGAGAUUUAACAUGAAGUCAAAAAAAAAAAAACUUAUGAUCUUGAGAGCUAAAAUAAAAGACUUGGUCCACCAAAUUAUACAGACGCUUUCUUUUUAAACGCCAUUAGAGCCAACAUGCCAACUUCAAGUUCUUUUGCAUUGUAUUACCCACCCCCCUCCAGCUGAUUCUGUGCGACGGUAAAAAGGGGAUAAACAAAAAAGAAGAAGAAAAGAAAAAAACAGGCUACUAGUACCAGUUCUUCUCAUUAGCUUGUGUAUGCUCAUCUUUAUGCGCCUCGCUCUAACAAAAAAUGCUGCUUUCCUGUAUUAUAUCGCUCAAGGUGCCUCUUGUUUCGUUUCCGUUUCCAUUCAUCAUUCUGUGUGCCGUCUAAAGCCACGACGCCGCCUGGUUCGGCCGUCGAAGCUUUUCGAAUGGGGACGCUGGGCGUUGUAUGGCCGCAGUAUGCCCACUCGAUGAUGCUUUCUUUCGAGUCAUUUCUUUUCUUUGUUUUGUUUUCUUUUUUUAAUUUGUUCAAGGUCACUCGUGGUUGCUGCUCCCCCCAUCAGCAUCUUGCUCCAGCCCCUGCGCCGUCCACUCCCUCUGAAACUCUCGACCAAUACGCUCCAGCCUCGCCGCAGCGCGCCUCGCCUCUUUCGCAUCGUCCGAUGUGGCAGCGACGACGACGCUGAUCAACGUGGGCGCCACGGAGUCGUCAGCGGUAGCGGGUCGUGCCGUGUCAGGCGUGCGAGUGCUGCUGCUGCUGUCAUCGUCGUCGGCCAUGUGCUCGUGCGAGUGCUCGUCCUUGUACUUGUAUUUUGAAAACGAGUCCGGCUCGGAGAUGUGAUCGGCGCCGCCACCGCCGGAUUCCCGGGGGUCGAGAUAGGACUGCAGGACGACGGCGCCCGAGUCCGGGUACUCGACCAUGAUGCGCUGCGGGCGGCCGAGGUUGGCGCGCUGGGCGGUGGUCUGGGAGGUGAUGGCGCUGGAGGUGAGUUUGGUGAGGGACUCGAGGUGGCUUUGCGACGACGACGACGUGAUGAGCGGGAUGAGGGUGAGGUCGGUGAGGUGCAGGGAGAGGGUGGGAUGCUGCGAGGGGAGGUUCGACAUGGUGUGAGAUGUGAGAGGCACGUUUGCUCAGUUCUUGGUGUUGUGUGUUUUAAUUUGCCUCUUGUGACCUCUCUCUCUCUAUUGUAUCUUUUAUGCGCGCAAAUGUCAGAUUUAUAGAGGCGAUUUUUUUUGGUCUUGCAGUUUGUUCUUUCUAAACGCCGGAAUCCCAGCUUCAAAGGAUGUGAUGGCAAAACAACGGAAGCCUGAUUUGGGAAUGUUGGCAAGUUUUCUGAUCCUGGGCGCCUUUUGUCUGUUUCUGGCCUCUGUCGUAUGGGGUGGGCGCUGAUGACGUCGGUGUAGCGGGUGUUUUUUGACUAUCGUGGUGUCAUGACUUGGAGCUCCAGCGCGCGUGCUCUGAUCAUUCCAAUCUAGCAGGGAAACGAAAACAAGGCGACAAAAAAAGAAAAUGGGAGCAACGAAAGGAAAGGAAAGGAAAGGGAACAAGAGAAAGAAAGAAGGAGAGAAGAAGAACAAAAGCAACGAGUCAACUGCGCUGAGGUAUAUUAAGAGGGGGGGGUUCCAUUCUCUCUCGCUCUCACUGCCUCUUCUC
Trichoderma atroviride IMI 206040 is the source of this 4055-nucleotide messenger RNA. RefSeq lists its product as uncharacterized. Gene Ontology annotation, biological process: pentose-phosphate shunt. NCBI's taxonomy places the organism in Eukaryota, Fungi, Ascomycota, Sordariomycetes, Hypocreales, Hypocreaceae. The record is from RefSeq and is a predicted model, not a curated record. Gene Ontology annotation, cellular component: nucleus; cytosol. Gene Ontology annotation, molecular function: transketolase activity.